CGAAGACGACUUUAUCUUUUUCUCUGAUUUUAAUUGUUCUCUUUGACUUUAUGAGUUCUCUUGUUUUAGAUUUAGUCUCAUACGGAUCUGCUUAAAAAUCUUUGUGAUCUUUCUUAAUCUCUCUGGAGGGUUCGAGUUGUUGAACCAGACCCAGAUUAUGUUCUACUUUUUUUACUUAACUUCUUGAUUUGGUCGGAGAAAGCUUAAUGUUAGUCAGUGGAAUCUCUCAUCUCAGUCUGAAACUCUCUUAGAAAUAGACAUUUCUGGUUGUAAAGAAAGAGUUAUGUCGUUUAGGAGCAUUGUUCAAGAUUUGAGAGAUGGGAUUGGGAGCUUGUCGAGGAGAAGUUUCGACUUCAGGCUUCAUCACAAAGGGAAAUCUCAGGGAUCUGAGUAUCCAUCUUCACGUGACCUCUUGUCACCUUUGAUAGUUCAGACGAGUAGAUGGGCUAAUCUCCCUCCUGAGCUGCUCUUAGAUGUGAUCAAAAGAUUAGAGGAGAGUGAGAGUACUUGGCCUGCAAGAAAACAUGUUGUGGCUUGUGCUUCUGUUUGUCGGUCUUGGAGAGCUAUGUGCCAAGAGAUUGUCCUGUCUCCUGAAAUCUGUGGGAAACUCACUUUUCCAGUUUCCCUCAAACAGCCAGGACCACGUGACGCGAUGAUUCAGUGUUUCAUCAAGAGGGAUAAAUCAAAGCUAACGUUUCAUCUUUUUCUUUGUUUAAGUCCUGCUCUACUUGUGGAGAAUGGGAAGUUUCUUCUUUCAGCUAAAAGAACUCGUAGAACUACUAGGACCGAGUAUAUUAUCUCCAUGGAUGCUGAUAACAUCUCAAGAUCUAGUAACUCUUACCUCGGAAAGCUCAGAUCAAACUUUCUUGGAACUAAGUUCUUAGUAUACGACACACAACCACCACAAAACACUUCUUCAAGCGCACUCAUCACUGACCAAACAAACCGAAGUAGAUUCCACUCAAGAAGAGUCUCUCCAAAACUCCCAUCAGGAAGCUACAACAUUGCUCAAAUCACCUACGAGCUCAACGUGUUAGGCACACGCGGGCCACGUAGAAUGCACUGCAUCAUGAACUCCAUCCCAACUUCCUCUCUCGAACCAGGCGGCUCUGUCCCUAACCAACCAGAGAAGCUCCUCCCACCGCCGCCACGCUCUCUUGACGAGUCAUUCCGCAGCAACAUCUCCUUCUCCAAAUCCUCACUAGACCACCGUUCCCUAGACUUCAGCAGUGCUAGAUUCUCCGAUAUUGGAGUAUCAUGCGAGGUAGACAAAGAAGAAGAGACGAGUUUCAAACCGUUGGUUUUGAAGAACAAGCAGCCUAGGUGGCACGAGCAGCUGCAGUGCUGGUGUUUGAACUUCCGUGGACGUGUUACCGUUGCGUCUGUUAAGAAUUUUCAGCUUGUGGCUGUGAGACAGCAGCCUCAGACGCAGGGGACAGGAGCACAGGGGAGUCAUGCAGAGCAAGAGAAAGUGAUACUACAGUUUGGUAAAGUGGGGAAAGAUAUGUUCACGAUGGAUUAUAGGUAUCCGUUGUCUGCGUUUCAAGCGUUUGCGAUUUGCUUAAGCAGCUUUGACACUAAGCUUGCUUGUGAAUAA
Eruca vesicaria subsp. sativa (arugula) is the source of this 1597-nucleotide messenger RNA. The record is from the annotation of a GenBank genome assembly. NCBI's taxonomy places the organism in Eukaryota, Viridiplantae, Streptophyta, Magnoliopsida, Brassicales, Brassicaceae.